This is a messenger RNA of Linum trigynum, 3848 nucleotides long. The record is from the annotation of a GenBank genome assembly. NCBI's taxonomy places the organism in Eukaryota, Viridiplantae, Streptophyta, Magnoliopsida, Malpighiales, Linaceae.
GAGCCAGAAGUGAGAGAAUAGUGUUUUCAGAGCAAAAACAGAGCCCUAGAGAGAGAAAGUACGAAGAACACAUCCUAGAAGCUGUCUUAGAGCUGGAUUUCAUCGAAUCGAGCCUGGAGAUCGUCAUAGGAGUGAAAAUCAUCGUCCCGGAGCAGAUUAUCCUCAUCGUUAUGAGUAUGACUAAUCCGAUUCUUGUUUUCUCUUCUCUCUCUAUGGAGUAGAACCCUUCUCUCACUUGGGGAUGAAGAACCCUAGUUCCAUGUGUUAGGGGAUUGAUUGUAAUGACUUGGGAUGAUACUACUGUUUGAUUUUAAUCGAAUGAUGCAUGUUUCAUGAAUUGAUUUGAGUCUGAUCAGCUUGUCUCAAUUUCUGCUUCAACCUGAGAUAGAUAGAAUCUGAUUAGGUUGUUAGAGCCUCUUCAUUCGAUAGUAGGAGGUUGGCUAUACGAGAGUUAGCCAGUUUACUGCUUUGUACUGGUGUUCUUGGCGCCAGUAGUGGAGUUCUGUGUUCAUAGCCUCAGCUUUCUAUCCCGGUGAAGACUAGUCGUCUGCCGGGUAGUUAGACUGAGAGGGCUUGGUCAGCUUAAGAGAUUCCAAGCUACUGCCGGAUCUUCCGCAGUCUAAUCAACAGUAAAUCAACCCAGGGUAAAUUGCAAUUGAAACCUAACUAAAGAGCUAGGGGGAUUCAUUCCCGAGUGACUCUUUCCUGCUUAAGAAAACCGAAUAAUUUCCUGCUUUAUUUCUGCUUUUAGUUUAAACAACAAUCACUUACUCUAGUUGGCUAGAUAACAGAGAAUCACUGAGUAAGCAGUAGAUCUAGACCCCGGGUUGAUAAUAUAACUUGCCUGUUACUGCAUUCCCGGUCUGCGAUUACACUUGGUCGCAGAUUGGUGUUGUGUUUUGGCGUGUCAAGUUUUUGGCGCCGUUGCCGGGGACUUUCUAGAUUAUUAGGAAAGGCAGAAGUUUGUUACUUUAGCGUUUUUCGUUUCUUUUCUUUUCCACCCUUGCUUUUCACUGGGGUGUUUUUGUUUUUGUUGGUGCAGAUCUGAAUCAUGGAUCCUCAUGGCUUCUCCAAUCAUUGGGGGUAUCCACCACCAUCUGGGUGGUAUUACCCCGAGACCCCCUGGAGCAAUCAAGGAGGAGAAGACUAUGGAUUCGGGUUUCAGUACCAACCCCCAUCCUACGAAGAACAAUCAGACCCCUGGGUAUUUCAAGAACAAUCUCCUUAUCAAGAAGAAUUCCUCCAUCAGCCAGAUCCAAACUAUCACUUGAGGCUUCUCGUGGACCAGAUUGCUCGAGUACCUGAGACAUCCUUUCCAAAGAUGGAUAUCCCAGACAAUGCCCAAACUGGGUUCUCCUACCGUGAAACAGAGGAGACCCUCCUGAGCAUAAAGAAGAGCCUCGAGGAUAUUGAGAAAGCUUAUGCACAACCUGCUCAAGAUCACCCUUCUGCUAUCAUACUAGAAGAGGAGGAGGAAGACGAAGGCUACAAGGAUAUUGUGGAGCAGACAGAAGUUUUCACGAAAAGCUCUCGUGAUGAUCAUGAUCAGGAAUUUCCUGCCGUAGCCGACCACACCUUCCCACAUCCCAAACUGAGCUUUGAAGAGGCGGGCAUGAGUGAGGAGAUGCAAGCUGAACUUAUCGAGAACCUUGCAUGGAGACUUGCUCUCCAAUUCGUGCUGGAAGAAGAAGAGCAAGAAAGGGUGCAGAAAGAAGUUGUGGAAGAUGACAAAAGUGAAGCAGAAGGAGUUCUUGAUCUUUUCUCAGGGGUGAUACCACAUGAAGAAGAAAGGGAGGUUGAAGAAGCAAUUGGCGUCCAGGCUGAGGACGGAGUUAAGGUGGAAGAGGCCUGCACCGGCCAUGAGUUACAUUUGAUAUCUCCACCAAACUUCGAGGAACUACUUAGCAAGGACCCAUUUGCAGUGUCUCUUUGCCAGACCAAGGCCACAUCGACAUCGGUCCCUCUUGGUGGACGCGAUGGUGGCCAAUCUAUGCUGUCUUAUCUGGUUUGGGGCAAUGAGACGAGAGAAGAGAAGAAGAGGUCUCGAGGGUGGAGACUUCAUCUGCAUCAAGUACAUGAGCCUUCAUCACCUGCCACACCACCUGCUUGUGACUUGAGACUCCACCUCAUAGAUGAGAACCUCAACUUCAAGGAGGUUCUAGCAUGGACCGAAACUUAGGAGUCAUCGUCCGGCUCACGACGUGAAAGAAGCGCUUGUUGGGAGGCAACCCAACCAGUCGGUUUGCAUUUCUUUCUCUAUUUAUCCUCGGUUGAGUCAGUUUUGUUAUUUGAUUUUAGAGUCAAUAACUCAACCUUUGUGAGAUUUUGUGUGGUGUUUGUGUUCUGAUUACUCUCUCUUCCUGGACUGCACUGCCUGACCCGUACAUCAUCAUUCACCCUUGAUCUGGUAACUUCGUUCAACCCUCCUUAUCUUUCCUCCAUUGAGGACAAUGUCGUGCUUAAGUGUGGGGGGGUGUUCGAUUAUGUAUGCGGGUGUUUGUUGGUUGUUUGUGUGCUUGGAGCCUAGUCCACUGUCCAAAUUUUUAAAUUUGAGGGCUCCAAGUACGUGUUUCCUUGCAAUUGCCUGCUCAGUAUGCUUUGAAUUGACAGUCUUUAUAGUAAUAUGCAACCUAGGGAGGUAGUGUAGCACUAUGGAGGAUGUUGAUGCAUUUAAGAAGUCUCAUUUCUUCUUCAUAUAAAGUUGGUUGAUUGAGUGAAUUAGUGAUCUUAGGACCCUUGAAUUGUGUGGUGUUGUGGAUUCUCUACCUGUCAUGGACUCUUGUAUCAUGUUUUGAAAGUAACAGGUGCUCGAAAAUGUGCUUCAAAAUAAACGUCUCCCGUGCGAAUAGGGCGAAAGUGUGUAAGGGGAGACGGGAAUUCGUUCCCAAUUUCCACCUACUACCUCCAGCCCCCUUACAUGUCUUUCCCCCGCACGAGGCUCGAGACAUCCGCUCCUGGCAUGGCCGGUAAGAGCAGGUUGGGACCCUUGAAAAAGAAAAGAAAAGAAAAAUAUCAGAAAACAAGCAACAAAAAAAAAAAGGGGUCUCAACCAUCUUCAAGAAGCAGAAAAUAGAGCACCUUGAAAAAUGUGAGUCCAUGAUCUGUUGUUUUUGAGAAUCUCCUCAUCCACAAUUCAUUUGUCCUCUGUUCACUAUUUGCCAUGAUGCCGACUCGCCGAAGAAGCUAUGAGAUGACUUGUGCGUCGGUUGACCUCGUAAGCUGCUAAAUGAUCUAGGAAGUCCUCUACCUACGAUCUGGGUUGUAUGUUGCUAUAGAGCUCUGGAGAGUUGCAUUGGUUUGAGUUAGGUUUGCUUGGGGACAAGCAAACAGUUAAGUGUGGGAGGAUUUGAUGACUCGGUAUUUGCACAUGUUUUUCCCUUUGUUUCUUGAUUGUUUGAGCUUGAAUUAUCGUGUCUUUGGCCUAUUUUAUGCUAGGUUGUGUUCCUUUCUCACAUUUCAGGUCCAAGCACAUAAAGUGAAGUAUAGGCGCAAGUUUCAAGUCAAUCAGAGAUCAAUUGACGAUUCGAGAGAAGAAACUCGGGCAUGACCUAAAUAAGAAUGGAUUUCUACCUCACUUUAUGGACAAAGAAUCAUGCAAGCUUGUCAUGAAAAGAAAGAGGACGAGACUACGAGCGUCUGGGAUCAAACGGCGACUGAAUCGGAGGUCAAACGAGCUCAAACGAGAUCAACGAAGCUUAGGAGUGCAUGCUGGAAAUUGUGCACGGCCGUGUGAAAUUCUGCACGGCCGUGCGGGUUUCCCAAGGGAUCUGCACGGCCAAAACCUCAAUUUGCACGGCCGUGCAAGUAGGGGGUGCGAGUUUCAGCGGGUAUAAAAGCUGUUUUGCGAU